Molecule: messenger RNA, 2739 nt
Organism: Kazachstania africana CBS 2517
Lineage: Eukaryota; Fungi; Ascomycota; Saccharomycetes; Saccharomycetales; Saccharomycetaceae
Exons: 1
Coding region: 1-2739 (912 amino acids)
Biological process (GO): actin filament organization; actin cortical patch assembly; peptidyl-threonine phosphorylation
Cellular component (GO): cytoplasm
Molecular function (GO): ATP binding; protein serine/threonine kinase activity
Source: RefSeq, a predicted model, not a curated record
AUGUCAGCUGCUAAUGGAACCUCAUCACUGAUAAACCCUUCGUCAGGGGAAAAAUUUAAUCCUGGUGCUGUAGUGGCAGUCGGUAGACAUAAAGUUGAAAUCAUCAAAUAUCUCGCUGAAGGUGGAUUUGCUCAGAUUUAUUCUGUUAAUUUCAUCGAAUAUUUGAACGAAUUUAGUAAUGAACCUGAUAGUACAGAAGAUUCAAAUAUCGAUGAAUUUCAACAAUUCAAAUUAGAACCUGGAAAUUUAGCUUGUUUGAAAAGAGUAAUGGUUCCAGACGAAAAUGGUUUGAAUGAAUUGAGAAAUGAAGUCAACGUAAUGAGGAAAUUGAAAGGUACUCCAAACAUCGUUCAAUAUUACGAUUCAAAUGCAUCGCGUCGCCAUGACGGCAACCCAGGGUUUGAAGUGUUAUUAUUAAUGGAAUUGUGUCCAAAUAAUUCUCUACUAGAUUAUAUGAAUCAAAGAUUAACUACAAAAUUAUCUGAGAAAGAAAUUUUAAAGAUAAUGUAUGACGUUACUCUCGGGAUUUCACAAAUGCAUUAUCUUCAAAAACCUUUGAUCCAUAGAGAUAUUAAAAUUGAAAAUGUCCUAGUGGAUUCGUCAAAUAAUUUCAAAUUAUGUGAUUUUGGAUCCACCUCAGCAUGUUUCCCCAUUGUAACUAGCCAUCAAGAAAUUGCAGUUCUUACACAAAACAUUUAUGUCCAUACAACACCGCAAUAUAGAUCUCCUGAAAUGAUUGACCUUUAUAGGAAUUUACCAAUUGAUGAAAAAUCAGAUAUUUGGGCCCUGGGUGUGUUUUUAUACAAAUUACUUUUCUACACUACGCCUUUCGAAAUGACUGGUCAAUUUGCAAUUUUACAUUCUAAAUAUGAAAUCCCACCAAAUAAUUAUAGCUCAAGAUUAAUUAAUUUGAUAAUCAUCAUGCUUGCAGAGAAUCCUAAUCUAAGACCAAAUAUUUAUCAAGUCAUGCAUCAAGUCUGUAUAACGAUCGGCAUAGAACCACCAAUCAAAGAUAAAUACGAAAUGGGACCCUAUGAUUUCGAAAAUUACACUCAUUUCCAAAAUAAGUUACAAAAUAUUCAAUAUAAGAUAUUUCUGUUGCAAAGAAAAAAAAUUGAAAAUAACGGUAAAUUGAGUUUCGAAGAUACUAACCUUCUAAACGAAUUAUUUGCAACUUUAUUCGAUAUAUCUGCAACAAUCCCCUCAGAGGUUAGGAUACCUUCACAAUCUCCUAUUACAAUUCCAGAAGAUGCCAGGAAAAUUGAUGAAAGGAAUAUCAUUUUCACAGAGAAUCAGUCCCCAAAUGACAACCUUUUGAGCAAUGUUCCAGGAGGUGAAGAUUUAUUGCAAAUAGAAGAUACUCAAACCCAAUUCCAACCAUCAUCAAUAAAGAAUGAAACUGAAUCAAAAAAUGAGGAUCAUUACUACCCAACUGUGGGCGAAGUCGAUCAUUUUUUUGAUAGUGAAUUGAAGAAGAGAGAACAAGAACAACAACUACAAGAUAGUCAAAAUAUCCCUAAUGCAUCAUUUCCUCAAGUACAAGAAAAUCUAAACGCAAUGUCCCUAUCCGAAGCUCAACCAAAUUCUGCUCUUUACACUGCUAUGCCCCAAGAAAGACAAAAUUUACAAAUACCUCCCAAUCAAGAAGUAUAUCAGCAAGGACUAAAGCAACACAAAUCAAACAAUCCAUUUCCAAAGAUGGGCUACACUGCACAGGUUAAUCAGAAUGAAGGUGUGAAAAAUAAUGCCUACUUCAUUGAAACACAAAUUGUAUCGCAAACACAACCCCAACAACAAUUUCAACCAAUUCUUCCUCCUCAGGUUAAUCAGAAUGUUCCAUUUAUUCCUAGUAUGGAGCAAUCUCAACGAGGGAAUAAACCAAAUAGAACGGUAAAUUUGAAACCUAAUAAUCCAUAUACUUUACCGUCAUUUAGAAAUCCACCCCAUUCUUCCGAGCAAAACUUCAUGAACAGAACUUCUCUCGAUCCACAGCAAAAUAUAAAAGAAAGCUCUGCACCUCCGCCGAUUACAAAAAGGCCACAACCACAAAAGGAAUACACAAAGCCAAAUCCUCUGCCUCCUGAUACAGUGGGAAGAUCUCAGAACAGUGAUAUGUUAGCGAAGAAACUUGAGCAAAGCACUUCAGCUUCAUCUGCCAACGCCACCUCUUCUUCUUCUUCUUCUUCUGAUAAACUAUUUCCGGAAGAUGAAGAUAUACCACCUCCUGUCCCUCCUCACCCAAUGAUGAAAAGGACAAUCCAUGAUAAAUCAAGCUUAAAAAACCAUACACAUCUCAAGGAAGAACGUUCAUUGAUCGAUUUAAGCCCACCAAGAGAAGCAGGGAAAAGAAAAUCCAGUGAAAAAAAGAAUUCUCAUGUAAGAAGAAGUCGUAGUAUUGGAGGACCAAGACCACUAAAUGAGGCACCAACUACAGAGAGCAUUGAUAUUGAUUUGAAUGAAAUAAAAAGAAAGUCGCUUGAUUUGAGAAUGCAUCAAAAAAACACAAGUAAAUACACAUCUAACUUUCAAGGAAGGAGUAUUGAAGAAGGCCACAAGGAAAGUUCGAGUGAAAGUAGUAUCUCCGUUUCCGAAACAGAUCCGAAGGAAAUGCGAAGGUCAUUUAACAAAGCCCGUCAAUCUCUCGAUUUAGAUCGAAUUCGUAGAGAAGCAGCACUAAGCAGCAAUGAGACGGGUAAAAAACGUUCACUUUUCUCUGUAUUCAAAUCAGAUAAGAAGUGA